AGGCGGACGGCGCGUGCUCUGGGGCCGAGGAGCCCUGCCAGGAUUCCAAGUGCUGCCUGGACGGCGGGGCCUCCGGGUACCAGUGCUUCGCCAAGAACGACGGCUGGGCGCAGUGCCUCGAGAGCUGCCAGAAGGGGCCCCAUGAGGACGAGACGGACGGCGAGUACGACCAGUACGGCAGCUUCAGGAAGUUCGAGUGGAGCUGCGAGAAGCUCGGCAAGCGCUCUCUGAAGGGGUGCGAUGCGAUCACCAACCAGACGGAGUGCGCGGACGAGAGCUCGCGCUGCACCUGGGGCUCCAAGGGCGGCAAGGACGCCUGCCUGGUGCUGUGCGCGACGCUGCCGGCUGGUGACUCGUGCUCGUCGCAGGA
Prorocentrum cordatum is the source of this 370-nucleotide messenger RNA. The record is from the annotation of a GenBank genome assembly. NCBI's taxonomy places the organism in Eukaryota, Dinophyceae, Prorocentrales, Prorocentraceae.